Molecule: messenger RNA, 809 nt
Organism: Colossoma macropomum (tambaqui)
Lineage: Eukaryota; Metazoa; Chordata; Actinopteri; Characiformes; Serrasalmidae
Product: stonustoxin subunit alpha-like
Exons: 2
Coding region: 99-710 (203 amino acids)
Molecular function (GO): protein binding
Source: RefSeq, a predicted model, not a curated record
UUUAUCUGGACUGUAAGGUCUGAAGGGUGUUUUAUACUGUAAUGAUCUGUUUUAGUCUUUAUUUUAGUUUAGUUUUGAUUUGAUAUGAAGUUUAAUGAAUGUAUAAAUGUGUGUGUUUGUUCUUCAGGGUGGAUCAUGGAGGGAAGAUCAGGAUCAAACCAGGACCACAGAAAUAUGCUGUUGAUCUCACUCUGGAUCCAAACACAGUGAACAGUCGUCUCUCUCUGUCUGAGAGGAACAGAAAGGUGAAGUGGGUGAGAGAUCAGUCAUAUCCAGAUCAUCCAGACAGAUUUGAUCAUUGUUCUCAGAUUCUGAGUGUGGAGAGUCUGACUGGACGCUGUUACUGGGAGGUUCAGUGGAGCGGAUGGGUUGAUAUAUCAGUAUCAUACAGAGGAAUCAGGAGGAAAGGAGACAGUAAUCACUGUGGGUUUGGACUCAAUAAACACUCCUGGAGUCUGAACUGCUCUAAUAACAGAUACUGUAUCAGACACAAUAAUCAGAGAACUGUCCUACCUGCCCCCCCCUCCCCCUCUAACAGAGUAGGAGUGUUUCUGGACUGGGGGUCCGGCACUCUGUCCUUCUACACCAUCUCACCUAACACACACACACUGACCCACCUACAUACAUUCACCACCACAUUCAUUGAACCACUCUACACUGGAUUUAGAGUUUACUAUCCCUCCUCAGUGAGUCUGUGUGAGAUAGAAUAACAUCUACAGAGAGAGAGAGAGACAGAGAGAGAGAGACAGACAGAGGGAAAGACAGAGAAACAGUGAGAGAGAGACACAGAGAGAUAUAGAGAGAUAUAG